AAAAGAUUAUUUUAUGGUGACAAUAACAGUACCCACUAUCCAGUGGUAGUGGGAUAAUUCUUGAAUUAGGUAGCCACACUUUUGAAAAAGAAAAACAUAUCAUUUUUUUUCUGCUCGCUCUUACUGACUCUUCCCAUGGCUACAAGAGCUAGUAUCCUGGCUUCAACCCAAAACCCAGUUUUCUGCCUCCGCGAACCACCGUCUCCGGGAAGCCGCUCCGUCGUAAUCUGCCGUUACCUAAAGCCCUGCGGCAGACGAUGGAUUUCCAGAUCCAUUCGAGCAUGCCAACCUUCCGACAAGGUAGGUGGUGAUGGAGGCAUUUCAGGUUCAGCUAAAAGAUCCCUUUUUGGGAAGGAAUUGCUGGAUUUUGCUUCAGAUAAUUUCUUGCCUCUAGCUCUUGUUAGUGGUGUGGGACUGGGAUUUGCAAACCCGACUCUUGGCUGUCUCGCUGACAAAUACUCUCUUUCAAGGUUCAGCACAUGUGGGAUAUUCAUUAUAUCAGGUUUGACUUUACGUACUGAAGCGAUUGGUGCUGCUGUGAAAGGAUGGCCUCUUGGAGUCUUCGGGCUAGCCUCUAUUUUGUUGCUCACGCCAUCCUUCUCAAGGCUAGUUAUGCUGGUCCAACUCCAACCUCAGGAACUUGUUACAGGGCUGGGUAUAUUUUGCUGUAUGCCAACCACCUUAUCAAGUGGUGUUGCCCUUACUCACCUUGCUGGGGGAAACUCUGCUCUUGCUCUUGCGGUGACUGUGGCAUCCAACUUGUUAGGCAUUUUAACUAUUCCGUUUUGGGUAUCAAGAUAUAUAGCCGGGGGAGUAGGGGUCUCUUUUCCCACUGACCAACUAUUCACAAGUCUUGUAGUUACUUUGUUAAUCCCUUUAAUCAUUGGCAAGGUUAUUCGGGAAUCAUUCAAAGGUUUCGCAAACUUUGUUGACAACAACCGUAAACUCUUUUCGAGAAUGAACGCAAUCUGCCUCAGUUUGGUGCCAUGGAUCCAAGUUAGCAGGUCAAGAUCACUGCUGCUAUCCGUUAAGCCUAAGGUUUUUCUUGCAGCUGUUGGCAUUGGAAUAUUGCUGCAUCUUUCUCUACUAGCAUUCAAUGCUCUUUCAAUCCGCAUCCUCUCACGUGUAUCAGGUGAUGCUGGUAAGAGCUCCAAGGAAAAUGACACAGCAGUCUUGCUAGUUGCAAGCCAGAAAACAUUACCGGUGAUGGUGGCGGUGGUGGAGCAAUUAGGAGGCGCGUUUGGUGAAACAGGGCUUUUGGUUCUUCCUUGUGUAGCUGCACACCUGAACCAGAUCAUGAUUGAUUCAGUUCUUGUCAACUUAUGGCUCCGACCGAGUAACUUGUCUUCGACUGAUGUAAAAGCAGCUUGAGAAAGAGAGAGAAGCAACGUUAUGGAGAAGGUUACAACAUCCCUAAACACACAUUCAAUGCCAGUCCAAAAGUUGGUUUAGGUGUUUGCAGACCCAUUUGUAUGAUAACGAUGUAGAGAAUUCGUGAUAAAAAUUGAAAAUAUUAAACUGCACAUUUCUCAUAGGCAAAAACAAGUAUAGUAAAUAGUGAUCCUCGAUUGAUGGGAAUACCAAACCGAACCGAACCGAUUUGGAUUUCUCAUAAGAUAUGGGAAUACCAAAUUGAACCGAUCGGUUUCCAAACUAUGUCAAAUAGGGAUGGUAAUACCAAACCGAACCUACCGGUUUCCGAACUACGUCGGGUUUCAAUUAAAUAUAUAACCCUAGUUCUGCUGCGUAUCCCCUUGUCUUCUCCAAUCGAAAACUUUCGACGGCUGCACUAUCGUUCUCCCACAUCUCGGUUUCUUUUAUACCCUCGUAAAGCUUCUCCCUUCGCACAUCUCCGAGAUUCUUUAUCUCCAUCGUCUUAAUUGAGGUUCUGCUUGCUAAGCAUUAAGCUCUCUCGUGAAGAAAGAUGACUUCUCGUUUUUUCGCUCAGGGUGGAAGUGACAGUGAAGAUGAAAGCGCUUCUGAAGAAGAGAUCGAGGAGCUUCAGAAGAAAGAAGCAGACAACCCUUACCUUAUAGGUGAUGGUGACAGUGACGAUGAUGAUGAUGCGGUUAAACGUGUCAUUAAGCCAGCAAAGGAUAAGCGUUUUGAGGAGAUGACCAACACUGUGGAGCAGAUGAAGAAUGCCGUGAAGAUCAACGACUGGGUCAGCCUCCAAGAAAACUUUGAUAAACUCAACAAACAGCUUGAGAAAGUUAUGAGGGUUACAGAGGCUGUGAAGCCUCCCACCUUGUAUAUCAAGACUCUUGUCAUGUUGGAGGAUUUCUUGAACGAAGCUCAGGCGAACAAGGAAGCCAAGAAGAAGAUGAGCACUAGCAACGCCAAGGCCUUGAACUCGAUGAAGCAGAAAUUGAAGAAGAAUAACAAGCUGUACGAAGAUGAUAUCAAUAAAUAUAGGGAGUCUCCAGAAGUUGAGGAUGAGGAUGAGCCAGAAGAGGAUGAUGAAGACGAUGAGGAAGAGGAAGAUGAGUUUCUGGACGAUGUUGUCAUACCUGCUGGGUCUGACGGGGAGAUUGAGGAACCAGCGGACAAAAACUGGGAGACGACGCUAAACAAGAAAGAUAAGAGCUGGGAGAAUACGCUUAAUAAAGACCCUAAAGACAUCACUUGGGAUUGGGUUAACAAGAAGUUCAAAGAAAUUGUGGCUGCUCGUGGGAGGAAGGGAACUGCUCGAUUUGAGCUAGUUGAUCAGCUUACACACUUGACAAAGAUUGCCAAGACUCCUGCGCAGAAGCUCGAAAUCUUGUUUACCGUUAUUUCAGCACAAUUUGAUGUGAACCCCGGUCUCAGCGGACAUAUGCCUAUCAAGGUCUGGAAGAAAAGCGUGCUGAACAUGCUCACCAUACUGGACAUUCUUGUCAAGUACAAUAACGUUGUUGUGGACGACACGAUCGAACCUGAAGAGAAUGAAACUUCAAAGCCAGCAGAUUAUGAUGGAACAGUCCGGGUCUGGGGAAAUUUGGUUGCAUUCAUUGAGAGGAUCGACUCUGAGUUUUUCAAGAGUUUGCAGUGCAUUGACCCUCACACCCGUGAGUAUGUUGAGAGAUUGAGGGAUGAGCCCAUGUUGUUGGCCCUUGCUCAGAACAUCCAGGACUAUAUGGAGCGGAUGAGUGAUUACAAAUCUGCUGCAAAGGUAGCCUUGAGACGAGUUGAGUCGAUAUACUACAAGCCCCAGGAAGUUUAUGAUGCUAUGAGGAAAUUGGCUGAAAUGGUUGAAGAAGAUGAAGAAGAUGAGGGUGCCGAAGAGGAAAAUACACUACAAGCUCCUCCUUCAUUCAUUGUUGUUCCAGAGGUUGUUCCCCGUAAGCCUACCUUCCUAGAGAGCGGCCGAGCAAUGAUGGAUCUUCUUGUGUCCCUUAUCUACAGAAAUGGAGAUGAGCGGACCAAAGCCCGUGCAAUGCUGUGUGAUAUCUACCACCAUGCUUUAAUGGACAACUUUGGGGUUGCUAGAGACUUGUUGCAGAUGAGUCAUCUCCAAGACAACAUUCAGCACAUGGACAUCUCAACACAGAUUCUCUUUAACAGGACCAUGGCGCAGCUUGGUCUUUGUGCCUUCCGGGUUGGAAUGAUCACUGAUUCCCAUAGCUGCCUCUCCGAGCUGUACUCUGGUCAAAGAGUGAGGGAGUUGCUUGCCCAAGGUGUCUCGCAAAGUCGAUAUCAUGAGAAGACACCCGAACAGGAAAGGAUGGAGAGGAGAAGACAAAUGCCGUACCACAUGCACAUAAACCUGGAGCUCCUGGAGGCUGUUCAUCUCAUCGGUGCCAUGCUACUUGAAGUCCCAAACAUGGCAGCAAACUCGCUUGAAGCCAGACGCAGAGUGAUUAGCAAGAAUUUCCGUCGCCUUCUUGAGAUCAGUGAGAGGCAAGCGUUCACUGCACCGCCUGAGAAUGUGCGUGACCACGUCAUGGCAGCCACCAGAGCCCUGACCAAAGGGGAUUUCCAGAAGGCGUUUGAUGUUUUGAACUCUCUUGAUGUCUGGAGACUGCUCAAGAACCGGGACAGCAUCCUCGAUAUGGUGAAAGCUAGGAUCAAAGAAGAGGCUCUAAGGACUUACCUAUUCACAUACUCGAGCUCCUACGAGUCCUUAAGCCUCGAUCAUCUGGCUAAGAUGUUUGAUAUCACCGAAGCGCAGGUUCACAGCAUUGUGAGCAAGAUGAUGAUCAACGAAGAGCUUCAUGCAAGCUGGGACCAGCCAACACAAUGCAUUGUCUUCCAUGAAGUGCAACACAGCAGAUUACAGUCCUUGGCUUUUCAGUUAACCGAGAAACUCUCGGUUUUGGCAGAAAGCAAUGAAAGGGCAAUGGAAUCUAGAACCGGUGGAGGUGGUAUUGAUCUGAGUUCAAGGAGAAGGGACAACAAUCAGGACUAUGCAGGAGCAGCAUCUGGUGGUGGGAAAUGGCAGGACAACAUGAACUAUGGACAAGGAAGACAAGGCAGCAGAUCUGGGUAUGGAGGUAGAUCAUCUGGACAGAAUGGUGGUCAGCCUAGAGACUGGUCGGGCCAGAACCGAGGAGGAGGAUAUGCAGGAAGAGCUGGCUCAGGAAACAGAGGUGGUAUGCAAAUGGAUGGCUCAAGCCGUAUGGUGAGUCUUAACAGAGGCGUUCGCACUUGAAGAUGAUUAGGAGAAGAAAUCUGCAGUCAUUGUUUGACCUUUAUAGUUCUUUUUAAGACCUUUUUGUUAUGUUUUCGUUUUCGUUGGUUGAAUCUUUGAAUUUUGUUUUUUAAUAAGUUGCUUCAGAACUUGAAAGUACUUUUCUCUGCAAAUGGUUAAAGCUAAUGUAGAGAAUUACAUUUUACAGAGUCGUUAAAGAUUUUUGUUAAUCCAAAAUUGUGGAUUUCCUUGGUCUAGCCUACGCAAUGAUGUUUUUGAACCUGUGAAUGCAC
This is a messenger RNA of Thlaspi arvense, 4902 nucleotides long. Lineage: Eukaryota; Viridiplantae; Streptophyta; Magnoliopsida; Brassicales; Brassicaceae. The record is from the annotation of a GenBank genome assembly.